AUGAUGGUUGUAAUGAUGGGCGCGAGAUGGCUCACGUGGUUAGAGCGCGAAUUUACUGACCGGAAGGUCCGUGGUUCGAACCGGAUCUUUGCAUUUCGAAUUCCCUUUUCUAGGUUUGAGCAACCUGGCAGUAUCUCAACGCUCGUGCUUCCUUCGGAUGGCAUGCCAGCUAGGCACCAAACGAUUUACUUUUAUUUAUUUGACGCCCUCGAAUUUCUUCUCAGUGUUUUGGACUCACUGCAUUCGGAACUUAAACAGUCCUCCACAUCGACAAGUCCUGAGUCUUCACGAACUCAGACUCCGGAUACCACACUGAUAGAUAAUAACUCCCCGUUGGACCACGCAUUGCGGAACAAUGCUAGUGACUCCUUAUUGUCCAGUCGUCCUCGAUCGCACAACGGGGGCAGUACUGUGCCCAUUAAUAUCACCACAGUUCCUCCAACCUGUCAACCACCGGUUUUGACGAAAAAAACCGGUCGUGGUCUAUCUGGUUUAUUUCGUGCGCACAAGAAACAGGGCGCGAAGAAACUCAGUGGAGUCAUCCUCACGACCAAUUCCAGCCCUCCAGUUAGUCGCUCUGAGCUUCCAGUUCCCCCGGUUACUGAAGGUGUCCAUCCAAAGAUUCUUGCUUGGGAUCAAGAAAACAUGAGAGAAUCUAGUCCAAUCAAGGACAUCUUCAUGGGUCAACUACAAACCUACCGUGAAUGUCAGGCCUGCGGUUGUGAAACUGUGUCCUACGAAGUCGUGUGGAACCUGAGCGUGCCGAUUCCCACGGAUACGUUGGUCAAUGGCACGUCACCAAGUCCCAUUCUUGACGGGGAUUCCGGCCGUCGAUACGGUGGAUCGCUUCACAAUACCGUGAAUACAAAGUACCAUACAAACUCAAGUCCCGGUGUUUCUAAACGGCUUCCACCACGGUCAAACCCUGAAAUCAGUAAUCCGUUGUUUGAUGGUUCUUCCAGACAGUGGGGGGCGAGAUGGCCCAAGUGGUUAGAGCGCGAAUUUACUGACCAGACGGUCCGUGGUUCGAAAUCCACCUCUGCCACUCGACUUCCCCUGUCUAGGCCUGGGCGACCUGGCAGUAUCCCAGCCCUCGUACCUCCUCCGGGUGAAUCGGAAUAUUAG
Opisthorchis viverrini is the source of this 1125-nucleotide messenger RNA. RefSeq lists its product as hypothetical. The transcript is spliced from 6 exons. Lineage: Eukaryota; Metazoa; Platyhelminthes; Trematoda; Opisthorchiida; Opisthorchiidae. The record is from RefSeq and is a predicted model, not a curated record. Gene Ontology annotation, biological process: protein deubiquitination. Bases 1 to 1125 code for a protein of 374 amino acids. Gene Ontology annotation, molecular function: cysteine-type deubiquitinase activity.